Cylicostephanus goldi is the source of this 402-nucleotide messenger RNA. The record is from the annotation of a GenBank genome assembly. NCBI's taxonomy places the organism in Eukaryota, Metazoa, Nematoda, Chromadorea, Rhabditida, Strongylidae.
CUAAAUCUCGCUCAACGCUCUCCCAAUCGUGUUCCUCUGUCGAGAGAGCAGAUGAUUACUUCAACACUUGGUGUGAUGAGACAAGUCCAACCUCUCAACAUCGAGGAUGAAGAGGGCUUGCUAAGCGUCGACCAAGCAAGGCCUAUAGUCGAAGCUCUUGUGGACAAUGUUCUCGUUCGUAAUUUAUCUAGCGCUCCUGGAAUGUACAACACUUCCUGUCCUGAGGGUUGCGAACGCUCAGAGUCGCCAUGGAUUUGGUUGUUUCUGGUAUCCGCACUCGCCAAUGUCCUGUUAAUUUUUAUGACGAUUGCAUUUAUGAUGCAUAGUUACUUCAAAACUAAGCGAAUGCUUCGUGAGGUAACGGGCGUGCCGUCAAUCUCGAAGGAAAUCAAGCAACAUUGA